GGGAUGUAGCCCAUUGCCAGGCGAGCUGGAAGGUGGGAAGCCAGAGGACCGGCUCCGAGGAAGGUUAUAAAAGGCAGGAGCAGGUCGCCGAGCAAAGGGGAGGGUGAAAGGUACCUGCCCACCUCCGUGCAGCCCCGCCAGGACCCGGACACGCUCCUUUGCACAAAGCCCAGAGGAUUUUAUCCCCGACGGCAGAAGGAGCGCAGCGGGAGUGGGGAGCGCUGCCAGCCAUGCCCCGGCGAGCUGGGCGCAGUGGGAGUUAAGGAUGGUGCCCAGCCUACGUCCUGCCCUCCUCCUCCUCCUCCUGCAGGCAUUUCUCCUCUGGGAUAGCCCAGUUGCAGCCUCCAUCCAAGAGCAGUACUGCGAGAGCCUGCCGCCUGUCACGAACCACACAGGUCCCCAGUGCAACGCCUCGGUAGACCUGAUCGGCACGUGUUGGCCCCGGAGCGCAGUGGGACAGCUGGUUGCUCGACCCUGCCCUGAAUAUUUCUACGGCGUGCGGUACAACACCACGAAUAAUGGCUACAGGGAAUGCCUCGCUAACGGGAGCUGGGCAGCACGGGUCAACUAUUCCCAGUGCCAGGAGAUCCUCAGCGAAGAGAAAAAGAGCAAGCUGCACUACCACAUUGCUGUCAUCAUCAACUACCUGGGGCACUGUGUCUCACUGGGGGCCCUCCUCGUGGCCUUCGUCCUCUUCAUGCGUCUGCGGAGCAUCCGGUGCCUGAGGAACAUCAUCCACUGGAACCUGAUCACAGCCUUCAUCCUACGCAAUGCCACAUGGUUUGUGGUGCAGCUCACGAUGAACCCAGAAGUGCACGAGAGCAAUGUGGUCUGGUGCCGCUUGGUCACUGCCGCCUAUAAUUACUUCCACGUCACCAACUUUUUCUGGAUGUUUGGUGAGGGCUGCUACUUGCACACAGCUAUCGUGCUCACCUACUCCACGGACAAGCUCCGCAAGUGGAUGUUCAUCUGCAUUGGCUGGUGUAUUCCCUUUCCCAUCAUCGUCGCCUGGGCCAUCGGGAAGCUGUACUACGACAAUGAGAAGUGCUGGUUUGGGAAGCGAGCGGGAGUUUAUACUGAUUACAUUUACCAAGGUCCUAUGAUCCUGGUGCUUCUGAUCAACUUCAUCUUUCUGUUCAACAUCGUCCGAAUCCUCAUGACGAAGCUCCGAGCUUCGACCACAUCGGAGACAAUCCAGUACAGAAAAGCAGUGAAGGCCACACUGGUGCUGCUGCCCUUGCUGGGAAUCACCUAUAUGCUGUUCUUUGUCAACCCGGGGGAGGAUGAGAUCUCCAGGAUCGUCUUCAUCUACUUCAAUUCCUUUCUGGAGUCCUUCCAGGGCUUCUUCGUCUCUGUCUUCUACUGCUUCCUGAACAGCGAGGUCCGAUCGGCCGUGCGGAAGCGGUGGCACCGAUGGCAGGACAAGCACUCCAUCCGCGCCCGUGUGGCUCGGGCCAUGUCCAUCCCCACCUCCCCAACCCGCGUUAGCUUCCACAGCAUCAAGCAGUCCACAGCUGUCUGAGCCGGGAGUGAGCUGCCAUAUGGGAUGGGGGAGCCAGCAUCCCCACUGCGUGGGACCCCUGACAUGUUACAGCACAGGAGCCAGGUCCUGCCCGCACCCACCAGUCUCACAGAGGAUGCACAAACUUGCCGCAUCUAUGGGAAACCCUACAGAAGCUCCUGUCCCACUUACUGGGGCAGAUCUGUAGGACAGGACAGCUGAGAUGCUGCUUUGUCAUCUCCCUGGCAGCGGCAUGACCUGCUGGGGUGGCAGAAGGAGCCAGAGGAGCCCGGAGAGGUUGCAGCAGCCUCCCUGCCCGCCUCUAUCCUGGGCACGAUGCCCCAUGUCCCAUCGCUGCCUCUCUCAAGUUUGUCACUGCUUUGAGGUGGCAGGACACCAGGACAUUGCUGGGAUGGCUUAUGGGGCUAAUCCCUUGGGAAGCAGGGUCAGCCUUCCAGUGAGUGCAUGCUGGGAUGCUGCUGGGGGGGGAGCAAAACCCUCUGGGGAGGCCAAAGCCCUCUGGGUUGAUGGGGGAUGGAUUGAGAGCCCUGGACUGAUUGCAGACAUUGCUUUAUGUGGCUGUGGUUUUGUACCACUGGGGUUAUUGGAGCCCUUCCCUGCCCCUCGUCAGGUCGCCAGGAGGUCCUGUAACUGCUGCUUGGUCCAACUGGUCAUUUCUUAUCUUGACACUGAGGAUGUGAGGCAGAACAAUGGGGUGGGAGAGGGGAGGGAACCAUGCAGGGGAUGAGGAGGGGUCCCAGGGGCUCUGAACAGCCACAUGGAGGGGGCUUGGCCUGAAGGGAGGCAUGAGGUUUAGUUAAUCCUGUGGCCUGGCCCAGCCCAGAUGGGUCUACAGGUCUUUGCAAAGCCCCUGGAGCUCAGGCUGGCUCCGUGCCCCUGCUCGGGGAUGGAAAGGCAAGGGAGAGCUGCAGCAAAGCAGUGGCUCAGCUCUCUAAAGGCAGCUACCGUGGGGACACGCUGUGGCUUUGCUUCCCCUCCUCCCUGCCCUGCUUUUAUCCAUGCAGAUGGGCUUGGUGCCAAAGCUGCUCCUUGCUCUUACGCAGGGGAUGGGGCCAAAUCAUUCCCAUGCUGGGUUAAGUGCCUUGGAGGAGUGGCAGCCUCCCUCCCCAUGCUGGGGACCACAGACCGUCUACCGUGCAGCUCCCAGGUCCUGCCAAGUCGCCAAUCCACUCCUGAUGUCCUGUUUCAUGUGGUCACCAAAAGCAGCUGAGCAGAGAGCUCUCUGCAAGGCAGAGGGUUUUGCCCUGACCUCCUUGGAGCCAUGUUUUCCCCACCCCAUAUGAGAUCUGGGGAUGCUUGGACAGAGGGAGGAUGCCAGAGGGGCUACAGGCCAAAUCUGCUCUCUGCAUCCCAGGGAUUUUGCCACCAGGGCCCUGCACUGGGUCUAGUAUGAGUCCCUUCACACUUCCAUGCCUCAGUUUCCCCACAAUAGACAACAAGCAUAGGUAUUUCCCACCCUGGGGAAAUUUAAGCAUCUUUGUAGUCCUCUGUGAUUUCCUCAGGGUACACCACCAGAAAGGAAUAAAGUCUUUCUUUUUUUACUUUAAAGCUAGGCAUAGGCUAAAACCUCCAGGUGCUUUCUUUAAACAUUCAAGAAGUUAAAUAAUUUGAAGCAAAUUCCUCCCAUUUCCCUCCCACUGAGAUUUCCUACCUGCAUGUCCACUGUGCAGCUAAAACCAGAAUUACCCCAUUGCCUCCAAUAACGUGCUGGGAGCAGCGACAGCUCCCAAUAUGAUGGAGUGACCACAACGAGGACCAUGCCCUGCACAUGGGGCAGAUUUUGGUCCUUGUACAAGCUCGUCCUUCACCAACAGCCCCAGAAACUGCUGCUUAUCCAAUACAUGGGUAAGAGAAAGACCCCCAGAGUUUAUACAAUGGGAAAACUGGCAGCUCCCAGCUUUAUGGCUGCUUUCGGAAGGGGCUGAUGCCCUGCAAGGAGUAGACUUGCUCUGUCCCGACCCUUGGACAGUUUGAUUUCUCUGUCAGCUGCUUUGGCAGGAGCUAAUAAAGAUCUGGCAGCUACAGACAAGGGGAAAUACCCCAGGGAGCUUUUUCGUUGUACAUACAAGUAAUGUUACCAAAAAGUGAUGCGCUACAUGUUCAAUUUGGAUUUUCUAAAGUGGGGUCAUUUUUGGUGGAAAAGAAGAUGGAAAUUGAGAAAACCAAAGAAAGAAACCCAAAUAGAAGCAUCUGUGUUUGCAUCACUGUUUUUUCCUUCUCCUCUUGGUGGUCUACUCCAACUGACAUGACUUUGCUUUCCGUAGCUGGAGAGGUGUGUGUAUUCUUGGCCUUGUUUGAUUAAAAUGACUUCGAUUCGUC
Molecule: messenger RNA, 3841 nt
Organism: Grus americana (Whooping crane)
Lineage: Eukaryota; Metazoa; Chordata; Aves; Gruiformes; Gruidae
Gene: CRHR1
Product: corticotropin releasing hormone receptor 1
Exons: 13
Coding region: 266-1522 (418 amino acids)
Biological process (GO): cell surface receptor signaling pathway; adenylate cyclase-activating G protein-coupled receptor signaling pathway
Cellular component (GO): neuron projection; plasma membrane
Molecular function (GO): corticotropin-releasing hormone receptor activity; G protein-coupled peptide receptor activity; corticotrophin-releasing factor receptor activity
Source: RefSeq, a predicted model, not a curated record